Messenger RNA from Macrobrachium nipponense, 3662 nucleotides. RefSeq lists its product as uncharacterized. Lineage: Eukaryota; Metazoa; Arthropoda; Malacostraca; Decapoda; Palaemonidae. The transcript is spliced from 2 exons. The record is from RefSeq and is a predicted model, not a curated record. The coding region runs from base 452 to 2353 and encodes 633 amino acids.
AAUUGAUUUUAAAAUUUGAUAUAUAUAUUAUGUUUGUAUAUAAAAAACAAUAUACAAAAAACAAGCACCAUGUAGAACAACUGAUAUGGCAUUAUCACAACAGUGCAAGAAAUUAUGUACUUAAACUCUGUUUUUUGUUGAAAUUUGGUGCCUAAUUGUAUCGCUUUCUCGGCAAUUUUAUUGAUAGCAUUUUGUGCGUGAGUCAGGUGUGUUGGUGAAGUUUAAAGAAUUAUGAAUCAGCAGUGUCUGGGUUGUCUCCUUAGGGAACUUUUAAGGGGAGUUAAUAAAUGUAGUUUCAUGUAUUGACAGGUCCCACCAGCCAGACACUCAUACAAGUUUACCAAAUGUAGAAGCUAGGACACAUUCAUGGAACCCUGCACACAGACUUUCACUUAAAGAUAAUCAUUUAUCUCCGUUUACCCGAUCAGAAGACAGAAGACCUGGGUUUCAUAUGUCAGAAAAAUACCCAGGCUCGGAAGAAAGGAAAUAUCCUUUGCCUUCACCAGACAGUCAUCCAUGCUCAGAAGAAAGAAGAUAUUCUUUGCCUCCACCAGAAAGUCGUCCAUGCUCAGAAGAAAAAAGAUAUCCUUUGCCUUCAUCAGAGAGGCUUCCAUACUCAGAGGAAAGCAGAUAUCCUUUGCCAUCAUCAGAGAGGCAGCCACACUCAAAAGAAAAAACAUAUCCUUUGCCCUUAUCAGAGAAAUCUAGAUCUUCACUUCAUGGGAGUUCAUCAUGGUCUCCUAUGAACACAAGAAAGUCCAGGUCACCAGAGCACUAUCCUGAAAGAGAUCUUGAAGAUAGAGAAUCGCAUUACAAUUUAGAAGAGACACCUUGGUCAAAAAUAGGAAGUGCUUUGGAAGCAUUCACCGAAUCCAAUCGAAGAAUUCGAAAACAGUGUCAGAAAGAGAGAGAUCCAAUUUCUCAAGAUGCUCUUGUUGGUUUGUUUAGUACUCAUGCUCGUGAAUGUGAAUUGUAUUUGGAUAAGCCAGAUGCACAUCCAGAUUAUUUUAAAGAAUAUAGGCUAUUUUUGGAUAAAAAAAGAGAUUUCAUAAUGAAAUUGGGUGGUGAUCCAGGAACAUAUGACUACAUAAAAGAAUGGGGAAAGAUUUGGCCUUCACGUUUGUAUGAUCUCUUCCAAAAAAGCUGGGAAGUUAAGAAAAAAGAGUGUCUGUCUAUGAUAUCUUCAAAGAGAAAAAGAUCAUCUUCAUCCUCAUCAUCGUCACGAUCUCCAACUCCUGAGAGGGUAACAAAACUAUCAAAAAAUAUGGCUUCAAAGCCUAAAAAAUUUUCACCCAAACUUGAGAAAAAGGAAGCUUUGGAAGAUACUAAGGGUAUGAUACCCCCAAGACUAGAAGCAAGGAAGUUGAGAGAACCUAAUGAGCAAUCCCAGAGUGUACCUUAUGGUGAAAAAGUAUCUUCAUCACAAAAGCUAGUAAAGAAGAAAGUUGUGAAGAUUGUUGAAGUUCUUGGUAUAUUAGCAUACAUGAAAGACAAAUUGGGUGUACUUGGAGUGCCAGUCAGAGUUCUCUAUGAGAAAGCAGUUGAAAUGGAAAAGAAAGGUUUAAAUCCAAAUACUUUGCUAGAAGAUGAAGAAACAGGUGUCCUGUUUGCUACAUUGAGUGAUAAACUUAAUUCUUUAAUCAAAGGAGGGGAUGGAUCAGCCAUCCAGAAAGCAAUUAUUCAGGAAGCACACACACUUUUGCUUGGCUUAAUAACUGAAAUAGAUAAGAUUAAGAGGAAAGAUGAUACAAUAUUGCAUGUUAAUGUUGCUAAGAUAGCUCGUUUAACAAAGGGAAAGACCAUAUCUGACACUAUCACGAAUAUAAAUUAUUUCUUGGCGUAUGAAGGUUAUUCUAAUGUAUCUAAGGAAGACCUAGAAAAUUUUUAUACGUCUGUUAAAGAUGAGCAGUUAAAGUUCACUGAGUCUGCAUCAUCUAGCCAAAGUAAUAGGUUCCUAAGCUCACCAUCUGGAUUUGACAGAGCAGAACAGAAGACAGUUGAAAGUAAAAUACCUGGUCAAGGCACAAAGUCUUCUCCAAGUAGAGAUGUAGGAUUCUCUAAGCUAAGAGCAGUAAAAGCUUUCACAUCAAAGUUUGACACCCCAGUGGAACUUGAUGAAGAGUUCUUUACAGGCCAGAAAUUUUUGAGACCUAGUGAUUCUGUAGAUAACAGUAGAACUGAAGUGACUUUGAAAUCUACUUAUGUUCCUCAUAAGCAUGCACUACCUCCGCCUGCCCCUGUAAUAUCAGGUAUACAUAAUAGUUCAGUGCUUUUGAAGAAUUCUAGUUCACAGUCUGCACAGAAUCCCUUUUGCAGAACCCCGUUUCACAGUUUACAGAAUUCUAAACAGUAAACUAUUACAAAAAAGUCCAUAAGCUAUGCCAAAUAUUCUUGAAUAAUUACUCUAGAGUGAUGGUAUAAAUUAGUGAACUGACUGAAGGAGUUCCAGUGCUGCAUUUUAUAGGGGCUUUGAAAAGUACAGUAUACAUAGUACUAUGUGAUAAAAAUCAUGGGAAAGCUGAACAUCUGGUGAUCUGAAAUUCAACAAAGCUCUUUGAAUGUAAUUAGUUUUUAAAUUGUAAAUCAUUGUGAUGGGCCUACUGAGGUCCAGUGUUUUACAUCAUCUAGUGAUAAAAUAGAUUUGGCAGGAAAUAGUGAGGUCUACCCCUCAGGUAUUUUAAAGAGAAUGUUUAGAACUCUGGGGGGAACAAGUGGCAGAAUGUUUAUAUGAUGGUGAAGGAAGUGAAAUGCUAGAACAGUAUAUUGAACACUGAUUUCCACAUGAUAAACAAUGAAAGUGGUGGCCUGUGGAUAUUGUGUAGCUGUCAAAAGGAGGAGCAAUUGUCUGGUUUUAGCUUUAUUUAUGGAAGAAUCUCCAAAAUAGUAACCAUAAAUGAAAGAAACAAAGUUAGAGAGAGAGAGAGAGAGAUGUUGCUGUAUGGAACUUGAUAAUUUAACCAUUUAUUUGUAUGUUGAUUUUGCUGAAACCUAAACACUACUGAAAGAUGAGAAAGAUUUUGAACUGUGAUUAGAAGAGAAUGUUUGAUAUUAGUGGGGCAAAAGCUUGAGGAUCAUAGUCACAACCAAAUCUUCAACCGUUUAAGGUAUGCAUCUGUGAGUGGUACGUAGAGUUAAUCUUGCCAGAGACUAAGUUUUCCAUGUCAGCAGCUGCCAGGGUCUAUACACAGUUUGAUUUCUAAUAAUUUAAAGUUUAUGGGUGGGAAUAUGAAUAUGCAAGAUCUUGUAAUGUGGUGAGAUCUGUUGUGUGUACCAAACUAUUCAGGUUGGAUGGUAUUUAGAAAGUGCCCUUGUACAUCAGCUUCUCUGGCCAAUAAAUACUAGGAGGAGCUGAGAAUCCUUUAAUGGUGGUGUCAGCAGUCAUUGGCUGUUGUGACCUACUAGUAACUACAUAGAAUAGCAGUACAUUUUGUUUAAUAUGAAAAUAGUUUAUUGCAUAUGAAGAGUAUUUCAUUCAGGUUUCAGUUAUUGUCAUAGAAAGGAAAAGUUGGAAGUAUUGAAGGAGAGAGAGUGUGUUUUUUUGUGUAAUUUGUUAACAUUUUUAUCAGUGUGGAAAUGGCCAUUCCAAAUGGUUGUGCUAAUUUUGAAUAAUGGUAGAUGAACAUGUAAAACUGAGAUGUAAAAAUGAAUAAAUAUCUAUUGUA